UAAGGAGUUUUAAAGGUUUUCUGUUCUUUGAUUUUGGGGAGAAUUCAAUAGAAUUGUGGGUAACCACCAGUUAAUUUGAAGACUUCUGUUGGAUCUCUUUGUACAGCAAGGAUGAAUCCACCCAAGGUCAAGCGUCGAGUGGGUAAGUAUGAGGUGGGGAGGACUAUUGGUGAGGGAACAUUUGCAAAAGUGAAGUUUGCAAGGAAUUCUGAGACUGGGGAACCGGUGGCUCUGAAAAUCCUUGACAAAGAGAAGGUUCUAAAACACAAGAUGUCUGAGCAGAUAAGGAGAGAAGUAGCAACAAUGAAGUUAAUAAAGCAUCCAAAUGUUGUAUGCUUGUAUGAGGUAAUGGGAAGCAAGACUAAGAUCUUUAUUGUUUUGGAGUAUGUUACAGGGGGAGAGCUCUUUGACAAAAUUGUCAACAAUGGAAGGAUGAUGGAGGAUGAGGCACGGAAGUAUUUCCAGCAACUUAUUAAUGCUGUUGAUUAUUGCCAUAGCAGAGGUGUUUACCACAGAGACUUAAAGCCAGAAAAUUUACUAUUGGAUGCAUAUGGAAACCUCAAAGUUUCUGAUUUUGGAUUAAGUGCUCUAUCUCAACAAGUCAGGGAUGAUGGGCUGCUUCACACUACUUGUGGAACUCCAAAUUAUGUUGCCCCAGAGGUCCUCAAUGAUAGAGGUUAUGAUGGGGCAACUGCGGACUUGUGGUCAUGUGGGGUCAUCCUAUUUGUAUUGCUUGCAGGUUACUUGCCUUUUGAUGAUUCUAAUCUUAUGAACCUGUACAAAAAAAUCUCUGCUGCUGAGUUUACUUGCCCACCUUGGCUUUCAUUCGGUGCCAUGAAAUUGAUAACUCGAAUCUUAGAUCCUAAUCCAAUGACUCGCAUUACUGUCCCUGAAAUUUUGGAGGAUGAGUGGUUCAAGAAAGGUUAUAAGCCACCUGUGUUUGAUGAGAAGUAUGAAGGGAACUUGGAUGAUGUAGAAGCUGUUUUUAAGGAUUCAGAAGAACAUCAUGUGACAGAGAAGACAGAAGAAGAAAAGCCAACAGCUAUGAAUGCAUUUGAGUUGAUUUCUAUGUCAAAGGGGCUCAAUCUUGGAAAUUUGUUUGACAUAGAGCAGGAGUUUAAGAGGGAAACGAGGUUUACAUCAAAAUGUCCUCCCAGUGAGAUCAUCAACAAGAUUGAAGAAGCUGCAAAACCUCUUGGUUUUGAUGUUCUCAAGAAAAAUUACAAGAUGAGGCUGGAGAAUAUGAAAGCGGGUAGGAAGGGAAACCUCAAAAUUUCUACUGAGGUAUUUCAAGUGGCACCUUCUCUUCAUAUGGUUGAAGUACGGAAAGCAAAAGGAGAUACUUUGGAGUUCCAUAAGUUCUACAAAAGUCUUUCAACUUGUCUUAAAGAUGUAGUUUGGAAAACAGAAGAGGACAUGCAAGAUGGAAAAAAGCAAUAACUAUUUAGUUUAAGGCACCAAAGUAAUCAUUUUCAUCAAGGUUCUCAUCAAAGAUUGUAUCUUUUCCCUGUACUUCAUUCCUUUUUCCUUUUCCUCUCUCUAGAAGUUAGAUGACUGGUCGUGUAUAUGGUCCACAAUUGUUUACCAUGUUACUAUUGUUGGAAAGAGUUGUCAAUUCCCCCAAACAGUUUUGUAUGUGAUUUUAUGUUACCUUCGAAUAUUUGAAUUUCAUUCAUGAAAUAUGAUGAAAGAAAUUUUCUUUGUACAAAA
Molecule: messenger RNA, 1710 nt
Organism: Telopea speciosissima
Lineage: Eukaryota; Viridiplantae; Streptophyta; Magnoliopsida; Proteales; Proteaceae
Product: CBL-interacting protein kinase 32
Exons: 15
Coding region: 112-1440 (442 amino acids)
Biological process (GO): signal transduction; protein phosphorylation
Molecular function (GO): ATP binding; protein kinase activity
Source: RefSeq, a predicted model, not a curated record